AUGCACCAGGUACCACCCAAUUGAUAUCGGAUAAACCAACAUGCCGGAGAGAAAAACAAUUUUAAAUGAUUCCAAGUUGCCUUGGCUAAUAUGGAUGAAUCUCAAAGUCUCGAUCUCCCUAUGAUAUUUAUGGUUAAAGAAUCUAGACUUCUCCCUUAUCUAUUACCUCCUAAGAGUAGGCAGACUUUAGGAAAUAACGAAGAGAAUGAAUUUAGAGAAGCCAUUGAUUGAAUUGAUCACAAAAAAUUUCUCGUAACCAGAGGUAAUGAUACUAUAAAUGAAACAGUUUUGAACAAACUCUGAUUUCCUGACAUAAACCAAAGUGGUGUUUCUGAGACUACAAAUCAGAUAUUCAUUCAAUCUGGUCUGAAAUUAUUAGUACGGGAUAGCAUAUACUGUACUUCAGAAGCCCCACCAAACAGAGAAAAUAACUUUCACUUCGAGACAGCAAAAGCGGGGAAUGAUUUAGUUGGUUUUCUCGAUGAAGAACCUAAGCUUGAAAGCGAUAUUGUGUUGGAUAAGUAUAAGCACUCCAUUACUUACAAGAAGACUAGGAGAACGGGAAGAAAAUAACAGGAUCAUCCAUUGAGAAUAUCAGGAUUGAAGAAUGCAGUUCUCAAAAACAUGGAAUUUCAUUGAUCACGCUAGGAUGCACUUAGGGCAGAAACCAUAUAAGUGAAGUAUUUGCCACAAAGGGUUUACUCAGCAGGGAAAUUUGAAGAAGCAUGAAGAGAUUCAUGAAAAAUAAAAAUUUGCUUAUUUACUUCUAAGAAACACUAAAUUUUACACUUU
Molecule: messenger RNA, 792 nt
Organism: Moneuplotes crassus
Lineage: Eukaryota; Ciliophora; Spirotrichea; Euplotida; Euplotidae
Source: the annotation of a GenBank genome assembly